Messenger RNA from Bacidia gigantensis, 3204 nucleotides. RefSeq lists its product as uncharacterized. The transcript is spliced from 4 exons. Lineage: Eukaryota; Fungi; Ascomycota; Lecanoromycetes; Lecanorales; Ramalinaceae. The coding region runs from base 1 to 3204 and encodes 1067 amino acids. The record is from RefSeq and is a predicted model, not a curated record. Gene Ontology annotation, molecular function: protein binding. Gene Ontology annotation, biological process: negative regulation of fatty acid biosynthetic process. Gene Ontology annotation, cellular component: cytoplasm; Cul4-RING E3 ubiquitin ligase complex.
AUGAAGGAUCGAUUGCCUGACCGGCUUCUCUGGCGGGAAUUUGGCAAUUCUUCAAGACAUUCGAUCAAUCGGGGUAUCUAUGGAGACAAGACUUGGGUCAAUGACUUGGACAUCGUGAAUGAGCUUGGUGGUCAUUCAGGCUGCGUCAAUGCGUUAAGUUGGUCUACUUCUGGACGGCUCCUAGCCUCCGGAAGCGAUGAUCAGCAUCUCAACAUCCAUUCGUAUCAACCUGACUCGUCAAACGCCCCCUUUGCAUUAGCAACGACUGUUGCCACCGGUCAUGGAGCGAACAUCUUCUCCGUCAAAUUCAUGCCACAUUCGAAUGAUCGAACGCUUGUCACUGCGGCUGGAGAUGCGGAAGUCAGGGUAUUUGAUAUUGAAUAUAAUGGGAGAAAUACAGGAUCGUCAGAAGGGUCAAGCCUAGCGUCUACAGCCCGGGGACAACGGUUCCAAAACAUGUACAAAGGAGUCAAAUACUUGAGUGACGGCAAUACGAACGCGAGAGUCUACCGCUCGCAUGCAGAUAGAGUGAAAAGGAUCGUGACAGAGUCUUCUCCACAUCUCUUCCUUACAUGCUCUGAAGAUGGCGAGGUACGCCAAUUCGAUCUUCGUAUGCCGUCUGCAGCUUACCCACCCCCAAGAGGAGGUCGAGGCUUUCUCGCUCAUCGAGAAGACCAUGAUGACUCUAAUGUGCCACCGCCUUUGAUCUCUUAUAAACGAUACAACCUUGACCUCAAUACAAUCUCGUGUUCAGCUAGCCAGCCCCAUUAUAUUGCUCUUGGUGGCGCUCACUUGCAUUGCUUUAUCCAUGACAGAAGAAUGCUUGGAAGGGAUAUUGGCGCGGAAAAAGGUACCCCUACAAGAUCUUCGCCAGCAAGUAGCAUGUCUGCCGAGGAAGAGGAGCUGAUGGGGAGAGCUACACAAUGCGUUCGUAGACUUGCACGAGAGGGACAGUCACAGGUGGGAAGAAGAGAUGAUAGACAUAUCACAGCUUGCAAGAUUAGUGACGCCAAUCCGAACGAGUUGAUCGCCAGUUGGUCUGGGGACCAUAUUUACAGCUUCGAUAUUGUUCAACCAGGCCAUGAAUCCAUGCUUCGAACAGAAAGCAAGAAGACCAUGUCAGAUAGAAAUGCUGCCAGAAAGUCUAAAAAUGGCAGCAAGCAAAAACGCAAGAAAGCGGCCUCUUCGACUUCUCUUGAGACCGAAAGAAAGAGGUCAAAAACGAGGCCUGGCCCUAGCGCGGAUGAAGACAGCGAGCUAGCUAUUGAAGCGCGGUAUGAGAAUGGUGAAGUUGAAGACGUUGUCAUGAGUGAUAUCGGGCCGCGUCCAAGCCCUUCCGAGCUUGAGAGGGCUCGCGGAGCAGUGUUUACUGAAUCACAGAAACGCAGUCUGCAGAUUGCAAAGAGUUCAGUCAAGAUUCGAAAGAUGAUGUUUUCACUCGAGGCUUCUGUUCAUUCAGCAAAUGGUUCCCAUGACUUCGCGGCGCACCGCGCCUCGUUCACUUCUGCAUUGGGAUUUGCGGCAAGCUGUCUCCCAGAGAUGAAACAGAUUGCUGGUAGCUGGAAGUAUCCGAUGGAUCCAAUGGAUGAAGAUGUUGUUCUACAACAGACCCUGCGCGGAAACCGAAAUUCAUCACAGCGAUUUGUACAGGCUGCGGGCACAUUAGCACGAUGCUUAGGUGCAAAGCUCCAAGCAGCAAGCAAUCUUCCACAUCCUGCACUACUUUUUUUCCAAGACAUUUCACCUGUCCAGCCUGAUGGGCCCCCACUGAUGAGACGUGAGAUCUUCUCGUACACAUUUCUGAAGGCUAUACUUCUUUGGUUGGAAGGUGGAUCAAAAGCCCUGCUUCAAGGAUUCAAAAAGCCGCCAGACCAGCGGAAGAAUGCAAGCAGCUUUCCUUUACCAGACGAAGCUGACGAAAGUUCGAUACACGACUUAUUGAUACCAAGUCUCCUUCAAAAAGCAGGCGACACCCCUAUUCCAGACGUUGAUGCAUCACGCUUUGAGCGAGACGAAACGCGAAGGCUCUUUGAAUCCGAGAUAGCGGCUGUAAUUGCGUUUGGUAAUGCAAUUAAGAUACCUCUCCGCGACCUCUCGAAGGCGGAUAUACCAGCAGCAAGAAGCGGUCUACAUGGGUCGUUACCAGAAGCACAAGACCAAAAGACAGCACUUCGGUAUUGGGGCUUUAAAGUGGGUAGAGGCUUGCUCAUGAAAGCCGGAGAAGGCGCCAAUUUUCAAUUCGUCGAUAUCGCGUUCGGAGGCCUAGGCAUGGCAAAGAUUGACGAAGACAAAGCUCAAGAAGAUAUUGAUCCGGAUGAAGAGGAGCCUCUCAUACAAGAGGCAAGUUUGGUGAGGAGACCCCGUGGGGGAAAAUCCGAUGGACCACCAGCGGAGCGUCAUACCAAAGAUGCUGAUCCUACCCCUGAAGCCGAUAUCAUGCAUGAGUCUCUCGAACACACUCAAGAAAUGAAUAGCGACGCGGAAACCUACCGUCGGAAUGUAGAGGGAAACACUAGUGAUGAAGAUACUGACGACACUGAUGAUAACGAUGACGAACCGUCAGAAUCCGAGCAACCUUCGUUAUUCCAGUACCCUCUUGGACGCAGUAGGCAACGAGCCAGAGUCGAAGAGCACGUUCCUUGCCAUUCUCCUACCCGCCGAUACCGUGGUCACUGCAAUGUCAAAACCGUCAAAGACGCAAACUUCUUCGGCUUACAAGAUGAGUACGUCGUAAGUGGUAGCGAUGGUGGCCAUCUUUUCAUUUGGGACAAGAAAACAUCUGAGCUCCUCAAUAUCCUCGAAGGUGACGGCGAGGUCGUCAAUGUCAUUCAAGGUCAUCCCCACGAACCUCUUCUCGCCGUCUCCGGCAUCGACCACACGAUCAAGAUCUUUUCCCCCGACGCUCGCUCACAGGAGGACGCCAAAAAUGGCGUCAGUAUCAGCAGCUCCACGCACGGCUCUCAAGGCCAUUCGUCGUUGUCUGGUCGGCGACGCCAACGCUCCACCACCAAUAACGACGAGCCACAGCUCGGGGACGGCUUGACGAGCAGGAAGAAGAUGCAUGAGAGCUACCAGAUUGUGAGCCAGAACGAUGUGCAGAGGCAAGGGGGAAAUAGGGAUGCAUAUAUCACUGUAGGUCCCUUUCCCGCGUUGAGACCUAUGGCCGUCAGCUUUGAAGAAUGGCUGAGCUUCUUCGAUGGCUGA